UACGUUUACGUUAAACAUUAAUAAAAAUGACUUUGGUGGCCGCUUUAUGACUUUCUAUUUCGUUUUAUUGAACAUUUCAUUUUUUGCUAUAAAAUCAGUACUGAUUUUUGUACAUGAACGUGAAUAAAUAAUUAUGAGCUUCGCUAUGGCGUUUGUGGACAUGUUCCCAGAGCAGAAGAAACCGUAUUUAAAAAUCAUCAGAAUGCAUGACCCUACACUGAAUGUGAUGGUAUUUUGGCCUACCGCCUGGUGUAUAGAACUGUCCAAUACAAGUGACUCGCCUAAUGUUUAUCUCCUUACGCUGUUCUUUCUUGAAUCAUUUAUUCUACACGGUGCAGGACUUAUUCUAAAUGAUAUAUUUGACAGAUCGAUUGACAGUCAGGUGAAGCGUACUCAAGGGCGACCAUUGCUAACUGGAGAGCUAUCAUUGACAAAAGCAAAAUGUUAUCUCGCCGUUCUUUUGUCAAUAGGAAUAUUAUUACUUUUGCAGUUUAAUUACAUAUGCCUCUGGCUUUUGGCAAUGUGUGCAAUUUCUUCUACCAUUUAUCCGGUAUCAAAAAGAUUCAUGCAUUUCCCGGAGAUAGUAUUAGGUAUAAGUUGUAGUUUUUCUGUGUUGAUAUCUCGGGUUGCUGUGACGGGAGGACUUGAUUGGUCGAUAUCAGUCUUGUUUCUAGCUGGUGUGUUAUAUUGGACUGUUUCAUAUACAAUCUAUAAUAGCCAGGAUAAACAUAUUGAUAAAAGAAUUGGUGUCAAAUCAGCGGCUUUGAAGUUUGGAAAUCUAACAAAAAUAUUGCUGUGGUCGACGAGCUUGGUGUUCGUAAUCUCUCUUGUUAUAACUGGAUACAUAUUUCAACAAACGUUGCCAUAUUUUGUGUCCCUACUUGUGUCAUAUGCAAUGAUAUCACAUAAGAUAGCCUGUGUAGAUCUUAAUGACCCUGAGUCUUGCUUUAAAUAUUACUCUUUCUCAUCAGUCGGACUGGUUAUAUUACUUGGAAUAUUAGCAGGAAAUAUAUUUAAACAGCAACAAGUGUUAUCAGAGUCUGUUUGAAUGAUGUUAAUUUUCUGAAACAUAAAAACACACGAAAUGAAUAAAUAAAUAUUAUUUAUGAGUCGUCAUGAACUUUAAUUUAACCCACUUUAAUUUUCACAGCUUCAUUUACUAUCUAGUAUGUAUUAUUUGAUGUGAAUUUAAUGGUCUUUUUUAGAUUAAUUCACAUUUGUAAAAGAUACAAUCAUGUCAUUUAUUUUUGCAACUACACGAAAUAUUAUUACACUUGUUUAUAUUUUAUAAAACAUGUAUGGUGUUUUGCGUUUAUAAACAUCUUAAAUAUUCAGUUCAUUUAUUAGCAAUUCAAAUGUCUUUGGCAGCUUACAAUAUGAGCAGUCAAAAUAUCUCCUUUGUCUCCAGACAAACAUUCAGAUUUAAAUUGCUUAUUAUAUAUCAGCUUUGAGAUACAUUCUGAACCAACGAUAUCUAGUUUUGUAUAUACUGGUCACAUAUUUCUUGUUUAAGGUGCACUACUAUUGUUAUCACAAUAAGAGAGUAUAGGUUCACACAUUCGUGUCCGGACUAAUAACUUGGCAUACAUGUCUUCUUCAUCAAGACGACUUGUUGGAUCAAAAACCCAUGUCUCUGCCUCCAAGGUCAAGGUCACACUUAUAAUAUGAAAGAUGUACACAUUCCUGUUCGGACUGUAACUUUGUUGUUCAUUGAAGGAUUUUUAAAUAAUUUGGCAAAAGUGACUACAACACCCAGACAAUGUGUCGCAGCUAAGGCCCAUAUCACAAAAUGAUUUUAUGUAUGUUUAGAUAUGUGUAGACAUGUGUUAUAGAUGUAUGUUUGCUGACAAUUUGCUUAAACCUAAUGUGUGUAUGUUAACUUAAUCGUAUCUCAUUGAUUAAUACAUCUUUAAUGUAAUUUUGAAAUGCCAAUUUUCAUUCCUUUUUUAUACAAGUAAAUAAAUUAUAUGAAAAUAUAUUUCAGAUGAUACAAUAUCUUUUUUUAAAUGUUUAGGUAAGACAAAUUACAAGAAUUUGUUAAAUUUAAUUUAAAGUAAAAUUUGUAUAAAUUCAAUAAGAUAACAAAGUAAACAAGCAACUUAUGCAUUAGGAUUUCCGAAAUAGCAUGUUUAUCUUACUAAAAUUGGGUGAAUAUAAAUCACAAUGUCUUAUUAACUUUAUAAAAGAGGAUAAUUGAUUGAUUUUUUGUGGAAAUGCAAAAUUAUUAGCAUAUAAUUGCACGUCGUUCUUUAAUUGUGAUGUUUUGUUUCAUAUCGCGUUAUCUUUUAUUGCUUCUACUUUUGAAUGAAAUUGCUAUUUUAAUAUCAUAUUUUAAGGUUAAAAAAUAGAUAAUAUACAUGUAUUUAAAAAGAAAUAUCUCAGCAAAAUCAUUUAAAAAAAACAACAACAAAAAACAACAACAAAAUCAAUUUCUUUGUUAAGAGGAAAAGAUCUAAUUUUCUUUAAGAUUAUCUGUAUGUUUAAAUAAAAUUCAAGGAAGGUAACCCAAAAACUAGAUCGGCGAAUUCCCUUAUAAUGUUUCCUUUGUAGCAAAUUUUAAAUAAAAGCUAUGUAGACUCUUUUUGAUGUCUGAAAUCGCCCAGACCAUUGUUUAUCUGAACUGGUACCAUGUAAAUUUUGGCAAUGCAUUUAAAUUUAAUAAAUAUGUUCUUACAAUAGUUCUAUAGCUGCGUGCAGUAUUUAAUAUGUCUGAAAUGUAACUUCGAUAUCAAUCAUUUUUGUCUUUGGUGUAUUCUUUUAAUGUUUGAAAACAAUUGAGAUAUAUUAUUUGUAGUUUCCAGACAUUUAUGCCUAAUGGAAUUUUGAUGGUUCAUUUUAAUUUCGGCUUUGUUUACUGAAUAGAACAUAGCUUUUGUGAGCCAAUCUGACUAAGAUCUAUUUGAGUUAUUUGUUGCUUAAUGCAUAGCGUUAUUUAGAAGCUGAUUUUAUUCAGAUUUACAUGUGUACUAAAUCGUUUAUAAAAUAACACAUUUGAAUAUAUGCAUGGUUCUUUUACGACCCGCAUUAGGAACGAGCAAUCAGUUUUUCAAUGUCGGUAUCAGAGUGUGACAUGUAUUUAGUUAUAUGUUUUAUUUCUUAAAUUACAACAGAAUCCAUAUAUUUUUAUAAUUAUAUUCAUAUCGUAUGGAUAUUUAAACGUUCUAUAUGAAAUCGUACACGUGAUAUAAAAAGUAUCACUUAACAAUGGAAAUUCACCAUCCAUAGCAAUAUAAUCAGGGUUUGUGGACGUAUAUGCAUUAAAGUAACCUAAAACAAAAAUAGAAUGACCCGG
Ruditapes philippinarum (Manila clam) is the source of this 3292-nucleotide messenger RNA. RefSeq names its product 4-hydroxybenzoate polyprenyltransferase, mitochondrial-like. The record is from RefSeq and is a predicted model, not a curated record. Gene Ontology annotation, biological process: ubiquinone biosynthetic process. Lineage: Eukaryota; Metazoa; Mollusca; Bivalvia; Venerida; Veneridae. Gene Ontology annotation, cellular component: mitochondrial inner membrane. Bases 134 to 1048 code for a protein of 304 amino acids. The transcript is spliced from 7 exons.